AUGUAGCAGCUUUAAUAGGAACUCUCUGAACUCAUAAACUAAUAGGGUUAAGUUCAAGAUAUACACAGUACAUUAACAAGAAACUCUGCUUCUAAUAGUAUUAUAAGAGAAGAAACAUUACAAAACUAUUUGAUUUCUGAAAGUAAAGAAAGCCAAGAAAAUUUAAAGCAUAUUAUCCAAAAAAGCAAAAUAGAUUAUUUGUGCAAAUUGUAAUCAACUUUCACUAGCUCUGAAUAAGAACAAGAGUUGGCUGAAUAUAUCAAAGAUUUCAAAAAUAAUUUUGGAUAUCUUGGAAGCGACUAAAAUAGCCAUGUUUGGUAAAUUUUAUAAAGUUUGAACGAACUUUAAUCUGUAAAUAGUGGAUUAUCAUUUAUAACAGAUAAAAACCCUAUUUAGAAUGGAGGACUCAUUUUUUCUCUUUUAAAGAGUGCUUUUAAUCUUUAUCAUAAAAUUAACUUAGUUAACAUAUUCGAAUCAUAAGCUAGUGAAGACAAGAACUUAAAGCUAUAACUAGACGAAUAGAUGAUAGAGACAAUUUGGGACUCCGUUAUCGUAAAUGGAUCCAAUAAUAAAAAAACUGUUUACUUUUUAAAUUUAGAGUUUUUGAAUCCUUCUUAGAUUAUUUUUAUAGCAAAGUUAUAGAAACAUUUAAAUAAUUUAAAAAAUGAAGCUUAGAUUCCAAAUAUCGUGAUUUACUCUGAUGACAUUUUAGCAUCAUAGCUUAAAGAGUAGAUAAAGCCUUAAUUAGAAAUAGUUUUGGAGUUCAAAAGAAUGCCUCAAAAAAUUUAGUAUGUAUAGAAUGCUAUUUUAUCACAAAAAAGUAAAAUGGAUUUAAUAGAGCAACUGAUAAUUGAUGCUUUGAAAAAAUACAAGCAAACUUUGUUGAGAUUUGACGUGCUUAUAUUUGUUAAGAACAUUGAAGAGAGCAAAUACUUAUAGCAACACUAUUUAAAUCUUAUCAAAGAAAAACUAAAUAUUAUAGAUUUGACAGAUAUUGAAGUGAAUGAAGAAGAAAGUAAGUUUUACUUAGAAGAUUUCAAAAAGAAUUGGGAAAAAUAAUUGGUCGAAAAAAAAAUAAAAGAAAAAGAAUUAAAAAUUUAACAAGAAAAAGAAUAGUAGGCCAAGAAAAUUGAGGAGGAGUUAGCACUUGAAAGAGAAAGACAAAGGAAGAUUGAAGAAGAUAAAAAUAAAAUAUUCGAUGAAGAAAAAAAACUAAUAAAAGAAAAAAUAAAUCAAUAACAAGUAUAAUAAAUACCAGAUGUUCAUCCUUUACAACAAAUUAAUUAAGAUGAACUUAACAUUCCUCCUUUCCCUGCUGUUCCAGAAAUAUAGCAAUAAUAGUUAAACUUAUAAGAAAUAUAGAUAAAUUAAAAUUAAGAGUAAGAGAUCUAAUUAUAGAAAGUACAAAGAGAAGAAGAGAUGGUAAAAGAAGAAGAAGAGUAAAAAAGAAAAGAAGAAGAACUAAUGGUAAAAGAAGAAGAAGAGAGAAAAAGAAUUGAAGAAGAAGAAGUGAGAAAAAUAAGAGAAGAUGAAGAAAACAUUAAAUUAAAAUAAUUAUAAGAAGAAGAAGAGAGAAAAAGAAGAGAAGAAGAAGAAAUUAAAUUAAAAGAAGAUGAAGAGAUAAAAAGAAAGCAAGAUGAAGAAAAUAAGUUGAAGCAGGAAGAAGAAGAAAGAUAAAAAGAUAUACAGCAAUAUAAUGAAGAUUUAAAUAAAUAGAUUAAUAAAAAUAAGUAAAAUCUCUACAAAGCAAAUGAAUUUAAUAUUUUCAUAGCUAAAAGCUAUAAGCAAUUGAAACAUCAUAACUUAGAUAAUGUAAUCAUUUAAAUUGAUACAGGUGAAGCAUUCAAAGUAUAUUUCAUGGAUACUAUUUUUGAUUAGAUUCCUGUAGUAAGCUCUAAAAUUACAAGAGAAGAAGCUAUUAAAAGAGAAAGACUCAUUGGUAAUACUAAAUCAUGCGAAAUUCAUAGAUUGUAUGAAAAAAAAGAAUUCCUUAGACUACAAAAGAGGGAUUUUUUGAAUUUAAUAAAUUUGGAAUAGUAUAAGGCCUUUUCAGAAAUUUAAAAUGAGAAAUGCCCUUAAAAGUAAGCAAUUAGGAUUUUGUUAUAGAUCAUGAUAAAUCUUAGUGAAAACUGGUUUAGCUGCUCUUCAGAAGUAGGAGCUCAUAUCUCAAUUUUAUGGAGUAGAAUGGGUGAUAUCUUUUCUGUUCAUAACUAGCUCUUGGUUUCUUAGACUGAUGAUUUAUAUUUAGCUUGCUAAAAUCUCAAUCUGCAGAAUAUUUUAGAAAAAAAUCAAGUUAAUUCAAAUCAAUAUGAUAAAAUUGUUUAUAAAAUGCUCAAUAUUCAAAAAGUUUUAAAUAUCAAAGAAGAUCCAGUUAAAAUCUUACAGAAAUUAGAAGCAACCAAAUUUUCAGAACUUGUUCAGUAAGUUGCUAUAGAAAAAUAUUGGAAAAAUUUAUGCGUUUAUUCAGGACAUAGAAGACUUGGUUUCCGUCACUUUGAAUCAGCUAAAAUGUUGAACUAUGCUGAAAUAAGCAGCAUGAACCUUAUUUAAGAAAGACCUUUCCUUAUUAUUCCCCUUCAGCUUCAAAUUAAUUCUAAAAAUUAAUAUGAAAUAAAGCAAUGCUUAGCUAUAGAUCAUCCUUUUUUACUAGAAAAUGCUCCUUCUUAAUUUAUUGAAAAGCAUUAACUCAGACUGCUUAAAAGACAAAGUUUGAAUUUGCAUGAGAUCGAAUAUUUUGGUAUUUCAGAUGCGUUGUUCUAAUACUUUGAAGAUAACAAUUAAAUAAUUAAAGAUAUGGAAAAUAAAUUCGAUUGUUAUUAUGAGCCUAAUCAUCAUAUGGACACUAUAACCAUACAUUCUGAUGCAAGCUAAAAGGAAAAACUAGAAAAACACUUUAAUAACUUGCUUUAAGAAGCAUAAAAAAUACUCUCAGAAGAAGUUAUGGAAAUUUCACAUGGAAACAACUGCAUCCUAAAGAUUUAAAAAGGAGGUACUAUCAAAGAAGUUACUAUUUUACAGAAUGAACACAUCUUUAUUGUUGAUAAUCUACCCUUAAAUGUGAAAGAGUAAGAUGUUAUAAAUUUAUUUGAAGAAUAUGGAGAUAUUGUUCAAGUCAAAUUUUUCACUGAUCCCACCCUCAAAAAUGUUGAAGAAAAAUCUAUUUCUGCAGAAGUUUUAGUGGCUGAAACAGAAGAUUCCAAAUUUUUUGUAGAAACAUUUAAUUAAAUAGAAUUUUAAGAUAGAGUCCUGCAGUUGCGUUUGAAAAACCACAGCUACUAAAUACAUCAAGAUAAUAAUUCUACUAGAUAUCAUAACAUUUUUAGAUGGCAAACUUGGAAAUCAAAACAAACUGGAAGAAUUGAAUUUCUUGAUGAAUCAUCAGUUUAAUCUUUUAUGAAAUUAGUUUAAAAUAAACUAAUUGUUGAUGGUAAGGAAAUUAAAGCAGAAUAGGAUAAAAAUUUUAAUAAAACCGUCAUAUUGAGUGGGCUAUAAAAAUGCACAGAUGAAGAAACUUUAAAAUCUUGUUUGAUACCAGAACUUUAAAAGAAUAUUGUGAGAAUAAAUGUAGAUAGAAUAGCUGAUGUUGACAGAGGAAUUAGCAAAACUAGUUUAAUAUUCGCUCUUAAUAAGAUUUAUAAAGAGUAACACUAAAUAAGUUGGGUAAGAAGAAAAGAUCAUGGUAUUGUUGAAGCUAAAAUAUGCUUUUCUAAAAAUUACUUAUAUAAGAUGAACACUUACUAUGAAAGAUUUAAUAGUAAGCCAGAUAUUUUAGGAUAAUAAAAAUUAUAUGUUUAAAGAAAUUAUAUUGAAACCUUUAACUAUGACUUGAAGAUGAUGAACGUAGUCUAAAUGAUAUUAAAAGGUAAUCAGGAAUUAGUUUAAAUGUAACAAAAGAAUGAAAUAAAACUCAAGGAAAAAAUUGUAAGACCAAUUCCCUCUAAAUAAGAAUUCAUUGUAAUUUUGAAAUGCAAUGAUGAAACCCACUUUAAUAAGGCAAAAGGAAUUAUGUAAGCUCUGCUUUAAUCAAAACUGCUUGAUUUGAGAAAUGUAAAAUUAGAUUUGGCCAGCUUAUUCGAUGAGGAAGAUUAAGUAGAUUACUCUUAGUUGUUCACUGAAAUAGGAUAAAAGAAGCUCAAAGAAAUAGAAAGCAAAUACCCAGUAUUUUUCAAAAUAAAUUUAAUCAAAGAAGAAGUUAGAGUUUUCUGUACUGAUGCCAUUUAUGAUUUGAUAAAUAAAGAUGUUGAGUACUUCUUAAGAUAGAGUGUCAGAGUUAAAAUUCCUAUUAGUGGAAAAAAUAUUAGAAACAUACUUGGAAUAGAUGGAAGAGGUUUAGAAGAGUUUAAAAAUAAAACUAACAUUUGCAAAAUUUAGCUAGACUACAUAUCUAAAGACAUUUAUAUGGAAGGUAAUUCUAAGUAAGUUGACUAAGCUAAGAAUGCUUUACUUGCUUUAUUGGAGGAAAAAAAUAGCUAAGCAUGCUUAAAUAACAUGCCUUAUUCAUAUGAAGAUUGCUAAGUCUGCUCUGACACUAUUGUCACAGGAUACAGAUUGCAAGGCUGUGGUCAUAAAUUUUGCCUAAGCUGUAUUAUGUUUGUAAUAGAUAAUUCUUUAGGUGAUGUGAAUUCUCUUCCAAUUAAAUGUCCUUUUUGCAGUUAAGCUAUUAUUAUGAAAGAUAUAAAAACUCUUAUGAGUGAGGAUCAAAUAUAAAAAAUGACAAGAAUGUCUUUAAAUCAUUACAUACAAAACAACUUUUAAGAAUUCAGCUUUUGUGUGAAUGAAAAUUGUAAGUCUAUUCAUUCAUCUAAACUAACUAAAUAUACUUGUUAUGAAUGCAAAAAAACUUACUGUUCAAAGUGUGCAGCAGAAUAUCAUUUUGGUAUGACUUGUACAGUUUAUUAGGAAACUGAAGCGAAAAACAUAGAAUUCUUAAUCAAAGAAGGUGCUCGUAAAUGCCCUAAUUGUGGAGUCUACAUCAUUCGUAUAGAUGGAUGUUAUAGGGUAGAAUGUAGAAGAUGCAACCAGCAUAUUUGCUGGAAAGAUAAUUGCAUGAAGUUCUUUGCAACUUCAUCCGAAUGUUAUAACCAUUUAGACGAGAAUCAUGGAGGUUAUUGGUGA
Molecule: messenger RNA, 5115 nt
Organism: Tetrahymena thermophila SB210
Lineage: Eukaryota; Ciliophora; Oligohymenophorea; Hymenostomatida; Tetrahymenidae
Product: RNA recognition motif protein
Exons: 7
Biological process (GO): proteasome-mediated ubiquitin-dependent protein catabolic process; protein linear polyubiquitination
Cellular component (GO): ubiquitin ligase complex
Molecular function (GO): zinc ion binding; ubiquitin binding; RNA binding
Source: RefSeq, a predicted model, not a curated record